AAUAGCCAGCACCAAUAUGAAUGAGUUGUACGAAACAGAUCUUCAUUCCAAUGGUCGACAACGGUAUUGUUUCUCGCGGUCGAAAAAAGAACUCGUCGCAACAACUUUGGUUCGGCCAAAGCUACUCGAAGGAAGCAUGAUGAACGAAGUGCAAUGCGAUGCAUUUUCCUAAUUUUGAGUUUUUAAAUUAACGCAUUCUCGUCCUGCUUUUUUCUGCACUAGUGUUCGUCCCUGAGUAGUCGUUUCAUGAACACGAUGGCGACAUUUCUUUCCAUCGCGCGAUCAUCCCCAGGUAGGACGGGGCUUUCGCUCAUCCGGUCGACGACGUCAAACCCAUGAACUACUCUUGCAAAGCAGGGGUCGGCCUCCGCUGCAUCCUCGUAGUGGCCCUGUCCUCCCGGACCAUGGGCUUCGGUGUUGUCCUGGGUCGAUAUAUAAAAGUCGGGUCCUCCGGGCCGUCCCGCAUAUCCCGCGGUGUAUUUUACGUGCGGAUAAUUGGGAGAAUAUUCUUGGAAGAGGAUCGAGCGGAAUCCCGAGUCCGUGAAUCGCUGUUCGAGUGUCGGCCCGUCGCCCUCCGGGGGACUCAAAAAAUUCCGGACGGGCCCUCCCUGGACGACGUGACCGGCGUUGCGAUGGAACGAACACCCGUCGUAGAGUCCGUGUUCGACCUGCUCGAGGAACCAAUACACGGCAUGGGGCAUCUCGUCGACGGGAGCCAAUUCCAGGGUGAUGUAGCCGCCAUCGACUUCUUCCCCCUCGGUAUUAGAAUCGAACCGCACAAACAUCUCGACCUCGUGGGGCCCGGGUCCGUAUUUUUCCAGCAAGGCCCUCCUGGACAUGAGCUCGACGUGCUCUUUCAUUUUUUGUCUCCGUUCCUGCAGCUGUGUGUUGUAAGAUUCUAGCUUUUGGACCUGCCAUUCCAAUUCUCGAAUGUGCUCCGGAUCAUUUUUGUGCUUCUCGGUGAUCUCGUGCAUUUCUCCUUCCAACCGGUGGUACUUGUCCUUCCACUGCUGGGUUUCCACCAGCGAAGCUUUGUGGAGUUGCUCAUUCUUUUCGAGAUCUGCCUUCUCCUUUGCUAGAGUCUCGAGUCUCCUAUCAAAUUUAAUGGACAGUUCGACCUCCAGUUCGCGCAUGGCUUCCUCUUGCUCUUUCAGCUGUCUCCCCAUCAGUUCGCGCUCGCGGUACGAGACGAACAAGUAACCGGCUCCGGCAGCGAAGAUCACAAAGAGCAAGAAAGAGCACGAUCCCCCGCGACGUUUGCGAGGGACGGUCUUUGUGCGCUUGGGGUACGGGUUCUCGUCGUCAAAGACUGUCUGUGGGCUCGUUUUGAUGCUGCUGUUGUUGUUCUCGUAAACCUUUUGUGGCGAACCUCCCCCCCCCAUGGGCAAGGAAGAGUGGAAUGGUACGCUCGAAGAAGAAACUUUUCUGUGAUUCAGCUGCGGAGAAGAAUCCAUUUUUUUCUCAUCGUGAUAGCCAUUGCUCGCGAUUCGUCGGACGGCGUGUCCGCUUCGGUUCAUGAUAUUGUUGGAAUUCAUGAUUGACCUCCCUCCAACAAAAAUCGUAUUGCUCAAUGAUGCUAACAAAGAAAAUCUGCUUGU
Pseudo-nitzschia multistriata is the source of this 1598-nucleotide messenger RNA. The record is from the annotation of a GenBank genome assembly. Lineage: Eukaryota; Bacillariophyta; Bacillariophyceae; Bacillariales; Bacillariaceae.